Mesorhabditis belari is the source of this 798-nucleotide messenger RNA. NCBI's taxonomy places the organism in Eukaryota, Metazoa, Nematoda, Chromadorea, Rhabditida, Rhabditidae. The record is from the annotation of a GenBank genome assembly.
AUGUUUCUGUCGACUUUCGAGACGGCUCUCUUUAUCUACAUAGCUUUCACCAAAUCUCCCGAAUCGAUGCGCGGAUAUCGAAUUCAUAUCGUCGACAGCCUGAUCCUUUUUUGUCUUUCGGUGAUCAAUGAUUUCCGAGCCAACAUUCUAUGUUUCAAAUACCGCUUUGAGAAACUGGUGUUGGGAAAACUCAAAAUAGUUUACGAUUAUGCAGUGAGACUUGUUUCUGCUGUACUUUUUUUUGGAAUUCAUGUGGUGGUGUAUCUUCUCAUUUAUAAUUGCCUAGUGCCUUUUGAACAGGGAUUUUUGAUGGAAAGAAAAUCUCUGUUCCUCUCCGUGACUUUUCAUCCAAAUGUCCUUAGAAACGCGUUUUCGUUGGCGUAUUCGGCACCAUUGAUUCCGCUUGCGAUCCUUUACGUCAGCGCCUUUUUAUUCUACAUCUUCGGCACCUAUUGGCUCUUGUGGAGAAGCAAGAAAUCGAUGAUACGAAGCUCGAGGAAAGUCCUUUUGACGCAAAGGACCUCUUUUCAAAUGUUGUUGAUUCAGAGCAUUUCAACUCUCGGCUUCGGCUUGUUCCCCACCGCCUUUUUCCUUUUGUUGUUAUUGACCGUUAAACCGAUCUUCGCUCUCUGUUGCAACUACUCAUUUGUGAUCUUCGGCGUUCCCUAUGGCAACAUCUAUCCGAUUGUAAUGUUGCUGACGACGAGGCCUUAUCUCGAAUACGUAAAGAGGAGCUUAUCCAAGUCGCUUUGCUCUCAAUCGAUUCACGUUCAAACUGUAGCCACGUCUCUUGUCAAA